AUGGCAAACACGAUGGUCAUCCAGCAGCCCAAGCCCUUUGUUCAGGCCAUUACCUCAAACCAAUGGAGCUCCGAAAUCUGUGACUGCACCAAGGAUAUGUCUUCGUGUUGCUUAGCAUUCUGGUGCUUCCCCUGCUUUGCCUGUAUAACGGCGAGGGAGGCUGGGGAGUGCCUGUGUCUGCCCCUGCUAAACGGCUUCGGCCUUAUCCCCCCCGCCACCAUGUCCCUGAGGGUGGGGAUCCGCCAGCGCUACGGCAUCGAGGGCACCAUGUGUAAUGACUGUGUCUAUUCCUUCUUCUGCGGGCCCUGCACCUGGUGUCAAAUGUCAAGAGAGAUGAAGACCCGCCUCCAACCAGUCACUCUCAUCAACCCACAUGUAAGAUAA
Messenger RNA from Salvelinus namaycush (lake trout), 384 nucleotides. RefSeq names its product cornifelin homolog B-like. Bases 1 to 384 code for a protein of 127 amino acids. The record is from RefSeq and is a predicted model, not a curated record. NCBI's taxonomy places the organism in Eukaryota, Metazoa, Chordata, Actinopteri, Salmoniformes, Salmonidae. The transcript has 3 exons.